Molecule: messenger RNA, 634 nt
Organism: Priapulus caudatus
Lineage: Eukaryota; Metazoa; Priapulida; Priapulimorpha; Priapulimorphida; Priapulidae
Product: histone H3
Exons: 1
Coding region: 35-445 (136 amino acids)
Cellular component (GO): nucleosome
Molecular function (GO): DNA binding; protein heterodimerization activity; structural constituent of chromatin
Source: RefSeq, a predicted model, not a curated record
GUUCGAGUUCGUUAGUUACUAUAAUUUUAUAAUAAUGGCUCGUACCAAGCAGACAGCUCGUAAGUCAACGGGAGGCAAGGCUCCUAGGAAGCAGUUGGCGACGAAGGCAGCUCGUAAGAGUGCCCCGGCUACCGGAGGAGUGAAGAAACCUCAUCGUUACAGACCCGGCACAGUCGCCCUGAGAGAGAUCCGUCGUUACCAGAAGAGCACCGAGCUGCUCAUCCGCAAGCUGCCUUUCCAACGCCUUGUCCGUGAGAUCGCGCAAGACUUCAAGACUGACCUGCGCUUCCAGAGCUCCGCCGUGAUGGCUCUUCAGGAGGCUAGCGAGGCUUACCUCGUUGGUCUUUUCGAAGAUACAAACCUGUGCGCCAUCCACGCCAAGAGAGUCACGAUCAUGCCCAAGGACAUCCAGCUCGCUCGCCGUAUCCGUGGCGAACGCGCUUAAACACUGACUGCGCCUGCACCAGUGAAACUAACCGGCCCUUUUCAGGGCCACCAUUUCUUCCCAAAAAUGAUUUCUACUCUUGCUUAACCCAUCACCUGGUAGGCCUAUGACGGUGAAAUAAUAAUCUGGCUGGGAUAUAUUGUUGUAUAUACGCGCGCGCACACAUACAAUACUUUAAUAUAGCCUUGC